Molecule: messenger RNA, 4230 nt
Organism: Camelina sativa (false flax)
Lineage: Eukaryota; Viridiplantae; Streptophyta; Magnoliopsida; Brassicales; Brassicaceae
Product: DNA glycosylase/AP lyase ROS1
Biological process (GO): base-excision repair; chromosomal 5-methylcytosine DNA demethylation pathway
Molecular function (GO): DNA demethylase activity; 4 iron, 4 sulfur cluster binding; DNA N-glycosylase activity
Source: RefSeq, a predicted model, not a curated record
UUUUCUUUUUACGACCUAAAAAUCUGAAAGUGACGAGUAAAGAAAACGAGAUGGUCAUCAAUUACGCCGGCCUGAUUACGGCGGUGAUGGACUCGAUCGGAGCUGCUGCUGUAUACUCCACCGGCGGCGGACUCCAUUCCUCUGUUGAUCUCAACUCUUGGUUUUACUCAACCAUUUCCAGUUCGUCUUCUUCUCCAUCUUCCUCUGUUCAUCUUCUACUACUACUACUUCCUCUUCUAUUCAAAAUAUUAUAUGGAGUAACGAGCCAAGAUGGCUAAAGAAUACGUCUCCUUCUAGUGAUAUAAACCAGACAAUCCUACAAGCCAUGCUUCAACCCGACGCGCUAAGGCAGAAGCAAUCAGUUCAACAAUUAUGAGCUUUGUGGUUUAUUGGAGAUCGUGGCAGCAGUCUCCUACUAAGUUUUUGGUGAAGGCUCUAACAAAGGUUCAAAUUAAUGCCAGUAAUUCAGAUCAAGUGCUCUUUUAUAUGGGAUUAUCCCGGACUUGGUUAGCCUCAGUGCCCUCGGGUUCAGCCUCAUCUCUAUGUCAAAUGUGCUUCUCAGGUCAGGUCAGGUCAAGAAGACAUCAUACUUAACGACGGUUGAGAUGUCAAUUGUUGGAAGCCUCUGGCUCUGCUUGUUAGUAAAGUACCUUAAUUUAAAAGAUGGUGAAGCGAUGAAAAGUUUCAUAUGGUUGGACUGCUUUAACACUGGGAUUGGUGACGUGGAACAAGGGUGGAGAUCACGUGAUUCUUUAGGAAUAGCAUUUGUUUGUUGAUUUUAUCCCAAGUCUACAAGCUCUUUAUACUUGAUCGUUUCCAAGAGAGUAGAACGAAGGAUCGGUUCUCGGUGAUCUUCAUCCUCUCAAAGCUACCACCGAAACAAAUUUCUCUCUUAUCUCCUCCAUCGAUCCUACUGUGGAAAAAAUUGAAAGUUACAACUUUUUCUCAAAUGAGAGAAGAAGAUCCAUGGAUUCCUGAGACGCCGAUGAAGCAGACUGCUCCGAUCGGCUCAAAUACUGUGGAGGAGGAAGCUCAUGGUAAACAUUUGGGGAAAAGGAGAUUUGUUGGGAACAAGGACACUGAAUCACUCUGUUUCUCCGGUCAGAUCCCAGAACGUACAGGAGACACGGAGAGUCGGAGAUCAGUUGCUGAAGAUGAACAUAUCAUCAAGACACCAAAGACGAAGAAAAAACAUCGACCAAAGGUUCUUAAACCCAAGAAGAAGAUCCAUGAGGAAGAGGCAUCGACCAAUGCCGUAAGAAGAGCACCUAAACCACGAACUCCUAAGAAACCUGUUGUUGCUGAUUCUCAAGAAAGCAAACCACCGAUGAUUAGGACGUAUGUGCGGAGGAAGAAGGUUGAGGAUCAAUCUACUCCGGCAGCUGUAGGAGACAGGGAAUUGUUGAUGAGAAAAAAGAAUGAAUCAGUGGAGAGUCCGAGUGACAAUGUUGAUGAAGUUGUUGCUGAUUCUGAAGAAAGCAAACCACCGAUCAGGACACUCAGGACAUAUGUGCGGAGGAAAAAAGUUGAUUCAUCAGCUGUAGAUACCUCAACUCAUGCGAGACGACCCUUACAUUUUGAACUGGAACACGGAGAAAACCGUUCCAACCCCGACACAGAACAAGCAGGUCAGACCGCUGUUUUUCAGAAACUGUUAGUGAGUCAAGAAUCAAAAGGUUGGCUUCUUCCGGUGCCCAAGAGAAAGCGCAGCCGCCAUGUUGAUGUUUCGAUUACACAAACUGCAAAGAGAAGACGACAAGUAGAAAAACCAACCUGCAAACCACAGCAGAAGGAUAAGAAGAUUGUUGUUGAUACACGGGUGACCGUGAGAAAAAAGAAGCGAAUCACUAAGUGUGUGAAAUCACAAACCAACCAGAUUGUAGUCUUUGGCGGUGGCACUGGAGAAAUUGUGCCUUCAACUCCUGUUAAAAAACGGCGCCCACUACCAAAGGUUGACUUAGACGAUGAGACAGAGAGAGUGUGGAAACUGCUGUUGGAGGAUAUUAAUAGCGACGGAACUGAUGGGGCCAAAUAUUGGGAGGAAGAACGUAAAGUGUUUCGAGGACGAGCAGAGGCAUUUAUAGCACGAAUGCAUCUUGUACAAGGGGAUAGACGUUUUACGCCUUGGAAGGGAUCAGUUGUUGAUUCCGUUGUAGGAGUCUUUCUCACCCAGAGCGUCUCUGACCAUCUUUCAAGUUCUGCUUUCAUGUCACUUGCUGCACACUUUCCCGUGACUUCAGUACCCAGCAGUAAUUUUGACGUUGGAACAAGCUCGACUUCUAUUCAAAUAACUCACUUGGACUCAGAGGAGUCGAUGUCAAGCCCACCCGAUCAAAGCUCAGAGAUCAGCUUAGAAGGAGAGUAUCAUACUUCCUAUCUGAAGCUCCUACGGGGCCUACAAGGCUCACAAGAAGAUUCCAAUCAAAAGAGUCAGUCUGACAAUUCAAGGCAAGAAGUUGGGGUUUCAAGCAGUGUGAAGGAGAAGAAAAAGUCUUUUGAUUGGGAUAUCUUAAGAAGAGAGACAGAAGAUAGAACAGCCAAAAGAGAAAAAACAGCAACAAGUAUGGACACUGUAGACUGGGAGGCCGUAAGAAGAGCAGAUGUCAAUGAAGUUGCUGAAGUAAUAAAGAAACGUGGUCUGCACCACCUACUUGCAGAAAGGAUACAGAGCUUCCUUGAUCGACUGGUCAAAGAUCAUGGAAGUAUCGAUCUAGAAUGGUUGAGAGAUGUUCAACCGGAUAAAGGAAAAGAAUAUCUUAUGAGCAUCAAUGGUCUGGGGCUCAAAAGCACGGAAUGUGUGCGGCUUCUUACGCUACAUCAACUUGCUUUUCCCGUUGAUACAAAUGUUGGGCGCAUAGCCGUUAGACUUGGAUGGGUGCCCCUUCAACCGCUCCCAGAAUCACUGCAGCUGCAUCUUCUAGAAAUGUAUCCUGUUCUUGACUCUGUUCAGAAGUAUCUCUGGCCCCGUCUAUGCAAAUUCGAUAUAAAAACACUAUAUGAACUGCACUAUCAGAUGAUCACAUUUGGAAAGGUAUUUUGCACAAAGACAAAACCAAACUGCAAUGCAUGUCCUAUGAGAGGAGAAUGCAAGCACUUUGCAAGUGCUUUUGCAAGUGCAAGGCUUGCUUUACCCGGUACAGAGAAAGGUAUGGGGACUCCUGAUAAAAACCCUAUGCCUCUCUACCUGCCAGAACCAUUGCAUAGCGAGCAAGGGUCAAAAGUAUUAAACUCAGAAACUGCAAAUAGCCUCAAGUUUUGUGAACCCAUAAUCGAUGAGCCAGCAUCUCCAGAGCAAGUAUCAGCUGACAUUGAAGCUGACAUUGAAGAUGCUUUUUUUGAGGAUCCUGAAGAAAUUCCUACCAUCAGACUAAACACGGAUGCGUUUACCAUUAGCUUAAAGAAAAUAAUGGAAGACAUUAAAGAAGUCGGAAACAUGUCCACCGCUUUAGUUGCACUUACUGAUGAAGCUGCUUCCCUCCCAAUGCCAAAACUGAAGAAUAUCAGCCGAUUAAGGACGGAACAUCAAGUUUAUGAACUGCCAGACACACAUCCUCUUCUAGCUGAGUUGGAGAAGAGGGAACCUGAUGACCCAUGUUCGUACUUGCUUGCUAUUUGGACGCCAGGUGAGACGGCUGAUUCCAUUAAACCAGCUGUAAGUAAGUGUAUAUCCCAAGCAAAUGGUAAGCUUUGUGAUGAAGAGAAUUGUUUCUCCUGCAAGAGCAUCAAGGAGGCACAAUCUCAGACUGUGAGAGGGACAAUCUUGAUUCCGUGUAGAACCGCGAUGAGAGGUAGUUUCCCUUUGAACGGGACCUACUUCCAAGUUAACGAAGUGUUUGCGGAUCAUGCAUCCAGCCUAAAACCAAUCGAUGUCCCAAGGGAUUUGAUAUGGGAUUUACCUAGGAAAACGGUCUACUUCGGAACCUCUACAACUUCGAUAUUCAAAGGCUUAUCUACCUACGAGAUACAGCAAUGCUUCUGGAGAGGGUUCGUAUGUGUACGCGGGUUCGACCGCAGGACGAGAGGACCGAAGCCUCUCAUUGCCAGACUCCACUUCCCAGGAAGCAAACUGAAGACACAAGCUUGAUACUAUUCUGUCCCAUCUAGUUCUCAUAAAAGUUUGAAGUUUAAAACAAGAGCUCUUUAUUACAAAGAUAGAAAUUCAGUACUUUUGUAUUGUUGAUUGGUUUUUUGAUCAUCGUUGUUUAAAUUUUUUAAUCAUGGUUGUUUAUA